AUGGCAAAACAAAAUGAACAUGUGUCGAUUCAUAUGCCCAAAUACGAAACUGGACCCAUCCAAUUCCGUCUACCAUCCGAAGCCCUUCCUACUGAUAUAGUCGAUAUUCAAAAUUAUAUUCGUGAAAAAGCAGAGAAAAAUCUCGAACAGUGUGUAUCGUUUGAAGUAUCAUUACCACCGUCGAUAACAGGCAUAACGAGCGAAUCGAAUAAAAUUGAAUUUCGAUCACUGUUUCAAACUCCAACGUUAAAUGAACUUGAAAUUGUUUCAACAAAUCCCGACGGCUCGUCGAUUAAAUUGAAUAAAGAACAAUUGCAAGCAGUUGAACAAACAGGAGAAUUUCAAGUUGCAAGUAUUCAUUUUCCUGGACAACACCAUCGAUGGCGAUUGAGUAAAUUACUUCAAUCAGGUGUUCAAAAAGCGAACGAAAAACUUUUCAAAGAAUUAUCAUGGGCUGUUUAUAUGUUCAUUAUCUUCGCUCGUGAUCGUGUUUUUUCAAAUACGUUCAGUUUCAGAGCAACGAUCAGAUCAUGGAGACAAGGUCUUGCAAGUCUAGUUGAUGCUUUCAUUGGUUUACCCGCAGUAUUUUCUCCUGGAAUCGAUGCCGAAGUCGAAAAUGAACGAUUGAAAUUUUUAGUGAUCGAGCUUUCACCACAUGCAAGUGAAAAGGGAAUGCACGAAGCAUUCUGUGCACAAAUUCCAACUCUCCUGGAUAUUAUGGAAGAACAUUAUAAAUAUCCAAAUCGUGUAGAGAAAACACGUCCACCACAAAUGUUACCAUAUCCCCAUCAUUUUGUCACACCGAGUAAUACUGAUAUUGAUCUUCGGCUGCAUAAUCGAGAUAUGCAAAAUAAAAUUCAAGAGAUCGUUAGUUCGCUGUUGAAAGAGCAAACACCGAAAAAUUGGUUUAAUUCAACGAAACGACGAUUGAUCAAUGAAUAUAAACAUGGAGAAAUUCAAUUGUCGAAAGAAGAAGUUGCUAAACUUGUUCAAACUCGGUUGAAUAACGAAUAUGCCGAACGUUCAUUCGCGAUUAUUGAACAAUCAAGUGAACUCGAACAAUUAUCUCCAGGUCUUGGGCGUUUAUUAGUCGCACAAGCUCGUGCUAUUUUAGUCAUGCGAUCUGUCGUUGAUCAAUUGAAUGAAAACUUGGGAAAACACCUCAAAACAGUCGAACAGACCCUUGUACGUGAACAUCCAAUCAAAUCGAAGAUUCAUCGAUGGUUGGAAAACAAACUAUUCCAAGCGAGAGUUUCCUAUAUCCAAGAACACGAAUGGGAUGCUCAUCAGUUAUCUAUUGAACAAUGUAAAGCAUUAGGAAAUCAUCAAGCUGCGUAUUUCAUUCAACGUGAUUUAACAUUUCGAAAAGAUCACGAGUCCAUUCUUCGACAUAAUCUCAAACCACCUCGAGAACCGAUCCGUACGAUCAGUUGUAAUCGAUCAAUUUGGUUGCCAAAAAACUGGAUUGUCGAACGAACAUAUCCGUUACCUAUUCAACGUGUACCGACACGAUUUGCGAAAAAUACUUAUUCAGCAGAAGAAGAAGAACGACGAAUUCAAUUGAUUCAAUCCGAUUCGGAAGCACACUAUGCUCUUCGACGAACAGUGACCUAUUCAACAACAACGAAAUAUCCAUUUUGGCGAUGGAAAUUAUUCGUACUUCGAACAUACUGUUGGCUUUCAAAUACCAUUUUCGCAUUAUGUUUGGUGAUCCCAUUCAGUAGUCCCGUUAGUUUUCGAGCGUUAUUUUCCGCAAAACCAUUUCAACCAAAUUACCGAUUAGAUGAAAAAGAUCUAAAACUUCAUGAAGAUCCAUAUUCGAAAACCCAGACAUUUGUAUCACGUCUUGUGGCGUUGUGGGCGAACAUUCGACGUUCGAGACAAAAGUUUGAAGAGGUACCCGAUCGAGGAUUUUUGGGAAAAAAUAUGCAAAGAAUGUUCAAUCGCUUUUGGAAUUAUAUUGCGAAAGGUUGUGUUGGAACCGUUGCUAUUUGUGCAGUUUACCCAAUAACAUGUUUGGUAGUUCCAGUUGUUUCGUUUACAUUAGGUGUUCUGUCACCUAUUUGGAUGCCGAUUUUAACAUUAAUAUUUCAUUUACUUCAAUUGAUUUUCUAUGAUGCAAAUUCAGCUGGUGAAUAUGGUCGAAAACUAUUUUGCCUUAUUAAUAUCAUCAUGACUGAUUUACUCUGUGGUGGUGUUGUUCAACCAGUAUUAGUCGUGCUUGCCUUAAUUGCUAGUCCAAUAGUCGCUCUUCUCCUUGUUAUUUAUGCGUUUUUGCACCGGUGUACACGAGGCAUGUAUGAUAAGAUUAUUUAUCACUUAGUAGUGAAACGUUUCGCUCGUAUUCCUGCGCAUAAUGGUUUUCUUGCUCGCCGAAUCGCUGGACCAGGACUUGCUGCUGAAUAUUUCUACCAGGUUUCAUCGCCUGAAGUUCUGGCAGCAUUAGAAUCAUUGAUUGAACAAAAUGAACUGAAAGUUUAUCGGACAUAUGUGGAACAAAUCUUAAUGAAACCAGUCGAUGAAUAUCGACAAUUUUUUAAUGAAACGUUCAAACCGUUUUCCGCCAGUGUACAAAGAUCAGACGAUGGAUCGGUUUUUGGUCGAAUGAGUCGAGUGGUUGAUCAACAUAUUCAAGAUCUUCGAUCGGCGAUUGAAAAGCGAAAUGAUUUGCUUCGAUUACAUCGAGAUCAUAAUCACAAUCGUAUCCGGCUGACAGAAGCGGAUUUGACAGCGGUAUUGAUUGAAGGAACUCAAUUAGUAGAAAAAUGGUAUCCCCAACGAAUUUUACCUUACUUCACUAAAAGUGAACUUGAUAAAUUCUGGAAUGAUUGUGAUCUCGACACCGAGGAUUGGUUCGGUUUAACAAGCAAAUUACUUCAAGAAUUAUUCUGUCGAGACUUCUUAACUCCACUAGAACAAACCGAUGUUUUCUAUAGUCUCAAAGUAGAUCAUAUCACUGUAUCAAAAUAUGCGCAUAUGAUCAAUUCAGCGAAUAUACAUGAUGAUCUCGAUGUCGUCACCAGUGUUUAUCUUCCCGAAACAUCGUUUACGAUUUAUCAACCAUCAUUUGAUCAGCAAAUUCUUAAUCCCAAUGAACGUGUUCUCGAUAUAUCGACGAAUUAUUCUGGUAAACGUCGUGUGAAAACCCACGGUCGUUUCUAUCGAUUCUUCAAUCGCAAAGCGAAUUAUCUCAAACAUGCAGACAAGUAUUCUCGAUUUGUUGAUUAUACUUCAACCACCUGCCGUUUUUCGAUUCCUAUUCGUUUACCUGACGUAAUUUGUGUCAAUGUUGUCAUCUACAAUCGUGAUAAGAGUAACUCAAUAACAACGAGUUCGAUGAAAAACGUCUCUUUUCAACAAAUCAUUGAGUUAAUUGAAUUCAACAAGAAAUUCUAUAACGUUCCUGUGCUCCCAUCGUAUUCAACGAUCGUUUCAUCUCCUUCACUCCAAAUCAAUUCGACUACCGACGAUGAUGACGAGUUACUCAUUGUUCAUCAAGAUGAAACUACUGCAUAA
Molecule: messenger RNA, 3516 nt
Organism: Adineta ricciae
Lineage: Eukaryota; Metazoa; Rotifera; Eurotatoria; Adinetida; Adinetidae
Source: the annotation of a GenBank genome assembly